AUGGAUAAAAAAAGAGAUUUAAAUUAUUGGUAUACAAAAUUAUGUUGGCUUAAAAAAGUUUUAUUAGAAUUAAAUGAAACAGAAUAUAUUUAUUUUGGAAUUGAAACAGAACAUCUUUAUUUGACAACUAAUU
Molecule: messenger RNA, 133 nt
Organism: Racocetra fulgida
Lineage: Eukaryota; Fungi; Glomeromycota; Glomeromycetes; Diversisporales; Gigasporaceae
Source: the annotation of a GenBank genome assembly